GGAGAUUUAUACGACGGAAACAAGGAAAACCAGUUCCAGGAUAUACAGAUGUAUAUUCCACCGAUGCGAUUGGCCGGAUUUAUUCAGUACAUCCAAGCAAUGAUGAAUGUUUUUAUUUACGACUGCUAUUAGUCAAUGUACGUGGCCCAACAUCAUUCCAACAGUUACGAACUGUUGAUGGUGAAUUGUGUGGAUCCUACAGAGAAGCCUGUCAACGUUUGCAAUUGCUUGAAAAUGACGCUCAUUGGGAUCAAACUCUCAAUGAUGCUGUAAUAUCAUCACACGCUCAUCAAAUACGAACAUUGUUUUCUAUAAUCAUAUCUACAUGCUUCCCAUCAAACCCAAUUGAUUUGUGGAUCAAGUACAAAGAUUAUAUGUGUGAUGAUAUUUUGUAUCAAAUACGGAAUAGAAUGGGAAAUCCAAAUAUACAAAUCAGUGAAGAAAUUUACAAUGAAGCAUUGAUUUCAAUUGAGGACAUGUGCUUGAUAAUGUCAAACAAACUAUUAAUUCAAUUAGGCCUGACCGCGCCCAAUCGUCCAAUGCAUGACGCUUUUAACCAAGAGUUGCAUCGAGAAAAACUGUAUGAUUUCAACGCUUUGAAAGAAUUAAUUCAAACAAAUCUUCCACUGUUAAAUGAACAACAGAAGUAUGUAUUUGAAACUCUUAUGAAAGUAACAAAUGAUGAAACUGGAGGGAUUUACUUCUUAGAUGCACCUGGUGGUACAGGAAAAACUUUUUUGAUUUCAUUAAUAUUAGCAACAAUUCGCUCACAAAAUAAAAUUGCACUUGCACUCGCUUCGUCGGGAAUCGCAGCAACUUUGCUUGAAGGUGGUCGAACAGCCCAUUCAGCACUAAAAUUGCCAUUAAAUAUGCAAAGCAAUGAAACUCCAACCUGCAACGUUUCGAAGAACUCUGCAAUGGCAAAGGUUUUGCAGCAAUGUAAAUUGAUUGUUUGGGAUGAAUGCACGAUGGCACAUAAAAAAUCUUUGGAGGCUUUAGACAGAACCUUAAAAGAUCUACGGAGCAAUAAUAACCGAUUUGGUGGUGCAAUGAUUUUAUUAGCAGGAGAUUUUCGUCAAACAUUGCCAGUGAUUCCACGAUCAACGCCAGCUGAUGAACUCAAUGCAUGUCUAAAGUCCUCCAAUUUGUGGAAACAUGUCAAAGUACUUCAUUUAAGCAAGAAUAUGCGUGUCGAGUUGCAAAAUGACCAAUCUGGAAACAUAUUCUCUAAACAACUCAUUGACAUUGGUAAUGGCAAAUUUCCUAUAGACAUGUUGACUGGCUGCAUUAACUUUCCUCAAAGUUUUUGUCAGUUAACUCGAUCAAAAGAUGAACUUAUUCAGAAGGUGUUUCCAGAUGUUUCUCAAAAUUACAGAAACCAUGAUUGGUUGAGCGAACGAGCUAUACUGGCUGCAAAAAACAUAGAUGUAAAUGAAUUAAAUUUCAAAAUUCAAGAACAAAUUACAGGCGAAUUGAGGAUAUAUAAAUCAGUUGAUUCGGCUACUAAUCAAGAUGAUGUAGUCAACUAUCCACUGGAAUUUUUAAACUCGCUGGAUUUGCCAGGAUUGCCACCUCACAAUCUUCAAUUAAAGGUUGGAUCGGUGGUUAUAAUGUUGCGAAAUAUCAACCAACCGCGUCUUUGCAACGGUACACGGUUAGCGAUAAAAAAUUUACUAAACAAUGUGAUAGAAGCAACUAUACUCAAAGGAAAGUAUAAAGGAGAGGAUGUUCUCAUACCGCGCAUCCCAAUGAUUCCGACUGAUGUGCCAUUUGAGUUUAAACGACUACAGUUUCCAGUGCGGCUUGCUUUUGCUAUGACUAUAAACAAGUCCCAGGGGCAAUCAUUAAGUGUUUGUGGUAUUAAUCUAGAAAACCCAUGUUUCUCACAUGGUCAAUUGUAUGUUGCCUGUUCCCGUGUUGGAAAACCAUCAGAUUUGUUUAUCUAUGCGCCAGGUAAUCAAACAAAAAACAUCGUAUAA
Messenger RNA from Homalodisca vitripennis (glassy-winged sharpshooter), 1979 nucleotides. Its product is annotated as ATP-dependent DNA helicase pif1-like. The record is from RefSeq and is a predicted model, not a curated record. The coding region runs from base 375 to 1979 and encodes 534 amino acids. The transcript has a single exon. Gene Ontology annotation, biological process: DNA repair; telomere maintenance. Gene Ontology annotation, molecular function: DNA helicase activity. NCBI's taxonomy places the organism in Eukaryota, Metazoa, Arthropoda, Insecta, Hemiptera, Cicadellidae.